AUGAUUUAUGGAAGAAAUAUUACAGAGAUCACCCAUUUCAUUUUCCUGGGAUUCUCAGAUUUUCCCAGAAUCAUAGCAGGGCUGUAUGCUGUAUUCCUGUUGAUCUACAUUAUGACUCUGACUUGGAACCUGAGCCUGAUCAUCCUAAUAAGAAUCAACUCCCACCUCCAAAUGCCCAUAUACUUCUUCCUUAGUAAUCUCUUCAUAGAUAUCUGCUUUCUGACUUCCACAGCCCCUAACAUGCUGAUGAACUUCUUCCAGGAGCAGCAAACGAUAAUCUUUGUGGGCUGCGCUGUUCAGUACUUUGUCUUUUCAACCACAGAAGUUAGUGAGUCUUUUCUCAUGACAGCCAUGGCUUAUGACGAAUAUGCUGCCAUUUGUAACCCACUUCUCUAUUCAUCAAUCAUGUUGAAUACCCUCUAUGUUUCAAUUGUGCUUGGGUCCUAUUUGGCUGGACUUUCUGUUUCUAUAUCCCAAUUGUGUGCCAUACUUCAGCUCCACUUCUGUGGGCCUAAUGUCAUCCACCACUUCUUCGGUGACAUAUUUCAACUGGUAGUCCUGUCCUGCACUGACACUUUCUUUGUACAACUCAUGAUGGCUAUAUUGACACUGAUCUUUGGAAUAAUAAAUGCCCUAGUUAUCAUUACAUCCUAUGUCUAUAUUGUCUUCUCCAUCAUGAAGAUCACUUUAGCUAAAGACAGGUCCAAGGCUUUCACCACCUGUGCUUUUUAUACCUCGGGUAUGUUUGUCUACUUGAGUUCCAGCUCUGGUGUUUCCUCCAGGUUCAACAGAUUUGCAUUGGUCUUCUACAGUGUGGUGAUUCCCACACUGAAUCCCUUGAUUUAUCUAAGGAACAAGGAAAUAAAAAAUUCCUUGAAAAGGUUGCAAAAGAAGAGAGGGUAUUACUGA
Myotis daubentonii (Daubenton's bat) is the source of this 909-nucleotide messenger RNA. RefSeq names its product olfactory receptor 5AN1-like. Gene Ontology annotation, cellular component: membrane. Gene Ontology annotation, molecular function: olfactory receptor activity; G protein-coupled receptor activity. NCBI's taxonomy places the organism in Eukaryota, Metazoa, Chordata, Mammalia, Chiroptera, Vespertilionidae. Gene Ontology annotation, biological process: G protein-coupled receptor signaling pathway. The record is from RefSeq and is a predicted model, not a curated record.